AUGACCACUGUCCUCGAGUACUCAUCUACCAGGUUACUUCGCUCAUUCCUCAAUGCCCGCAUGACACGAUUCUCAAAGCCCCAAGCCAUGUCAACAGUAUCCAAAACAGCUCAGGACUGGAGCGCAGCGCAAUACCUCAAAUUUGAAGAUGAAAGAACACAGCCAGCACGGGAUCUCCUGGCCCGCAUACCUCUAAAAAGCCCCAAAACAGUCGUCGAUCUGGGCUGUGGCCCCGGAAACUCGACCGCUGUGCUGGAGUCCCGAUUCCCGGAUGCGAAUCUAAUAGGGAUAGAUUCAUCCCCAGACAUGAUUCGCAAGGCUCAAUCCGCGCUUCCACAUCGUGAAUUCACGGUGGGCGAUCUCAGGACUUACAGGCCACACGGACCAGUCGAUCUUUUCUUCUCGAACGCAGUGUUCCAGUGGCUUGGUAAGGAGGAGCGAUUCGUCAUCGUCAAAAAGUUGUUGGAGACUCAGCCUUCAGGAGGCGUUUUCGCCCUCCAGGUUCCAGAUAACCUUAUGGAGCCGUCCCAUGUGUUGAUGCGCGAGACUGCCAAGAACGGACCGUGGGCAUCUGCGCUUCAGAAUGUCAGUCGGGAUGUCUUUCAGACACCGCGGGAGAUUUACGACCUGCUGAAGCCGAUCUGUUCAACAGUGGAAAUUUUCCAUACGACCUACAACCACAGUCUGGAGAAUCACGCCGCAAUUGUUGAAUGGGUCAAGGGAACGGGUCUAAGACCAUAUUUGGAUCCAUUGUCUUUUGACGAAAAGGAGGGGUUCCUUCGUGAAUACCUGAAACACUUGGAGAAGGCAUAUAUGGCGACGUAUGAUGGCCGCGUAUUGCUUGCUUACCCGAGACUCUUCGUCGUUGCCGUGAAGAAGUAG
Molecule: messenger RNA, 882 nt
Organism: Penicillium diatomitis
Lineage: Eukaryota; Fungi; Ascomycota; Eurotiomycetes; Eurotiales; Aspergillaceae
Product: Trans-aconitate 2-methyltransferase
Exons: 1
Coding region: 1-882 (293 amino acids)
Molecular function (GO): trans-aconitate 2-methyltransferase activity
Source: RefSeq, a predicted model, not a curated record